This is a messenger RNA of Bacillus rossius redtenbacheri, 13665 nucleotides long. RefSeq names its product zinc finger BED domain-containing protein 4-like. The transcript is spliced from 2 exons. Gene Ontology annotation, molecular function: DNA binding. Bases 11674 to 13035 code for a protein of 453 amino acids. NCBI's taxonomy places the organism in Eukaryota, Metazoa, Arthropoda, Insecta, Phasmatodea, Bacillidae. The record is from RefSeq and is a predicted model, not a curated record.
AUGCAUUGAGUUACCCGAUUUCGGAAGUUCUGUGCAACUCUUUCAAGCAUAUCGACGGGUAUGUAGGUGAUAGCUUGGCGUAUGUUGUUUUUAAGAUGAGGUAGGGUCCUUGGACGGUCAUUGUAUACAAUUGAUUUCAGAUAACCCCAUAAAAAAAGUCACACGGAGCCAAAUCGGGGGAACGAAACAAAGUCGCCUCUCGUUGAGAUAAGGCGCUCUGCGAAAUAUUAAUUCAAAACAUCCAUUGAACAUCGCGCGGUGUGUGCCGUGGCUCCAUCCUGUUGAAAUCAGACAUCCCUAACAUUCAUUUAUGCGAGUGAAGGCAGACAAAAUCCUUCAAUCAUUUGUGUAAUGAGCCGCAGUCACCGUGACUGCACGUUCAUUUUCCUCAAAAAAAUAAGGACCAAUUAUCCCUGUCUUGACACUGCACACCACACAGUUACUCGUUCACAGUGAAGUGGCCGCUGAUGAAGUUCACGCAGAUUGUUAUCACUCUAAUAACGCAUGUUUUGCUUGUUUUCACUGCCCGAAAUGUGAGUUAGCCUCAUCACUGAACAACACGAGUGCGUCAUGAGCCAAGUUUUCACGGAGCACUUCACAUGCAUUUCGGCGAGCAAUAAAAUUGCGUUUACUAAGCACUUGUCACAACCAUUUUGUAGGGAUGAAAGUUCAGUUCAUUAUGAAGAAUUCGUCUCACACUGCGGUCCGAAAUCCCCAGAGCAGCGGCGUGUUUACGUGCUGAACACCAUGGAGAGCGCAAAAAUGACUGCCUCACUCUCUCAAUGUUUUCGGCGGUAGUGACAGUCCGCGGACCUCCUGUCCCACUUUUCAUCACGCUUCCACUCGCCCUCAAUGUGUCCGCCCACGUGACAUUCAAUUGCCGACCAGGAACUGGACCUGCAGGACGAAUGUUGAACCGAAUACGGAACGCUUGUUGAGUGGCGAUAAUGGAACUGCCAUUAGAAAAGUAAGCCUCGACGGCAAACGCGCGCUGCUCGUUGGUCCAAUGCAUGGCAGCAACUGACUAGGCAGGUGACAACACGUCAUGGAUUGCCCUUUCGAACGAGACCCUCCCCACCCUUUUCCGACCCCUUCUCACUUCUUGACGCGAAAUACAAAAAUUGGCCCGAAUUCUCUAUUACGACCAUUCCGUUUAUAAGUCCGUUUUUCCGGAAACCGUGAGGGGUCAUAUCAGCGAGAUUCUACUGUAUAUUUUGGUACAAACUUCCUGCUAAAUAAAUUAAAUUAAUUUACUAUUUUAACUUGUAUUUGUGUUUAAGAGAGAUUUUGAUUAAAAUGCUCAAUUACUUGACAUUUAGAUGCUAUAUGGUGUAUUCACUUUCACUUCGGUGUAAUAAGUAUAUUGAUGUGCAUUUCUGUUUUCACAAAUCACCAUAUAAUCUUGUCCCUAAUCUAUACAAUAGUUGGGGGAUAGAGAAACUUAGCAACAAUAUCUUAACUAGCACAACAUUGCUUGAUGUAAGUUUUUGGACAUACGCCAUUGCUAAGAACUUUUUCUGUUGAAGAAAAACUAAUAAAUAAAAUAAUAAGUAUUGUUACCAAGGUGAAACCAGCCACAGAAAAAUUACAAACUCACAACUGUGUGUAUCAAAUCCCCUGUGAAUGUGGCCACAUGUACAUAGGUGAAACUGGCAGAGCUCUAUCCACCCGAAUCAAAGAACACAAAAACAACUGCAAGAAGGGUGAAACCCUAAAAUCCAGACUUGCUGAACAUUCAUGGGAAAAUAGCCACAAAAUUCUCUGGGAAGACUCCACACCACUCAUACAGGAAUCCGAUAAAAUAAAAAGGAAAAUCAAAGAAUCAGCCUUCAUUAUUAGCAAUAAAAAUAUUUUCAGCCAGCAGAGCAUUGAAUUAAAAAAUAUGUGGAUCCCUUUGAUAAAGAGAGAAACAUCCCUGCAGCACAAAACAAUAGCCAAUACUCAACCCACCAUAACCAAUCCGCUUUAACUACAUGGUGCACAGCCAAUGGGGAGACAGCUCGUCUGUCAUUGGCUGAGCAAGAUGUAGCCCUUUCUCUGAUAAAUACCCUCAUUUUCCAGCCCCUUCUCAGUCGCACCUGUGUUUCCGUACCAUGUGCGUCUCUGCCUGAGGACGGGAGCAGAUAGCAGUUCCCGAAACGUCGCUUGUUUCUGUUUAGGUAAAACUAUUGUAUUUGUUUGUUUUUUCGUUUUGUCAUGUUUUUUGUCUCGCUUCAACUGUUGUGCUGAAUCAUUUUGGGUUUCAAUAUUUUUGUGUUGUCAUCAUUUGUGGGGAUUUUUUCGUUCUCUUAGUACAUUUUUCUUUGUUUUUUCUUUGUUUGCUGACCAUAUUCCUGUUUCGGAAUAUUUUGUGGUGUUCAUAUCCUUGUUGACAACAGCAAUUGUUUGCUUAAUUUUGUGUGUUUUUUGUAUCUUUUUUUGAGUAUUUUUAUUUUUAUUUAUUUAUUUUAUUUAUUAGUUUUUCUUCAACAGAAAAAGUUCUUAGCAAUGGCGUAUGUCCAAAAACUUACAUCAAGUCAUGCACUCCCAUUGCACAAAUCUUUUAAAGAUAAUAGCACAACAUUUUAUACACCAACAAGCUCUCCCUAAAAUUGGGAGGCCAGGAAGAAAGUCUAUCUUCUCUUAUUCAAAGAACUUUUCCAUAUACAGUAAUCUAAUAGGUGUUAGUACCAGGGGUUGUUUGUCGUAUUAUAUUUGUAUUUUUAUUAAUUGAGGCGAACACUAAUAUACUCCAAAUAUACUGUAUAGUUUUUUUUUUUUUUUAAGUUUAUGAGUAAACUACAGUGAUAAAUAGAACUGUGCAAGUAUAAAUUUGUUUUGUUCAAAUCAUAUUAGCAUAAAAAUACAGUAGAAUCUCAUUACUAAGUACUUACGGGAACCUAAAGUUUUGUACUUAGUAAUGAAAAAUACAUACACUUUAAAAAUAAGAGAAAAAUUAUAAAAUAAAAAAUAUUAUAAGAUACAUUAUCAUUUGGUGAACAUCUGACAUCAGUUUAAAUAUAGGUGUUUCUGCAUAACUUAAGUUAAUUUAUUUUUAAAAAAAUCUGUUUUGUUUUUUUGUUUUUUUCACUUUGUUUUUUUCGUUUCAAUGAUGCUCUGUUGAACAAAAUGUUCUAUGUCAUAGAAAGAUUUCCUGAUCUCUUCUGAAACCUUUUCGUGUUUAGAGAUUAAUUUGUUCAGUUUUUCUAAGCUCAGAAUAGCUUCCGUAGCUGUCACAGUCACAAUAAGCUUUUAAUGACUGUGAUCAAAUGACUUCACGAAUGAUGUCGCUGUCAGUCAGCACUGGUGUUGUUUAUAAUUUCAUUAUCCACAGACACAUAGACUGUGAAUGAAACUGCAUGGAGGCUGAUACUUCUGGGUCAAUGUCAUUGCUUUCGCAUGUUUGUGUUGUGUGGUUUGCAUCCUGGUCUGAUCAAGUUGGUGUGAGCUCGUCAACUUUACAUUUUACAUUGCCAGACUUUCUCCAGCAGUUGGCAAUAGUUUCUUGUUGAAAAUUCCACCAUCCAUCCACCUGUGAUCAUCUUAAUUGCCUGACGAACAUUGAUGUUGGUGGGCACUUCAACCUAAUGUUGAUGAGCAACCUCUCAAUGAGGCAUUUUCAAAAAUGUACCUUGGCAUUCUGAAUAAUGCAUGGAUUAAGCCUGAACUGGCGUGGAAUUCUUUGAUGUCCAUAAGCAAUGCAAACUGUUUUGCUGUAACUUGUAACAUUGGGCUAGUUACUGGAACAUAUUUUUAUAGUACUUCUUUCAACCAUUUUCAAAGCAUUUUCCAUACCUUGGUGAUCUCCAGAACAAAGGUUUUUGUGGUCACAACCAAACAAAGUAGCUUAAUACAUUUUUUUUUUUUUUAAUUUUUGCCCGGUCUUUAACAAUUCUACAUUCGGUCUUCGCCGCAAUGCCAUAUGUCUUCGCAACUGCGACCUUUUUCUUUUUGUCCAGUUCUCUGAGCAUUUCUGCUUUUUCUUUGAGCUUGAAUUGCUUUGAUUGAUUGAUACACUAGCGAUUGGGUUUCUGCCCGGUAGCAAGGAGUUUCCCCCCUCUCUAGUCCAAUUUCUGAAGCCUCUUCCUCACUUUCCUCUUCUCGCAUCCAGUAUCUUUCCCUCAAUCCCAUUCCACUCCCUCCCCAUCCUCACCAGGAAUACUUGCCUUCCUCUUGCCGUUCUUUUCCACUCUCUAAAUCUUCCAUCCAUGAUCUUUCCUCCCUCUAUACACCCCUUUGUUCAACCUGUUACCCAGCAUCCCCCCCAACCCCCCCCUCACCCUUUGUCACCCUAAAAAACUUCACCAACUUCUCUACACCUAUCCCUCACUUAGCACGACUAAUGUGUUCCUAAAAAUGCUUGUGUUAAUCGAAAUUGUGUAUUCUGAAGCAUUAGUUUCCAUAAAUAGCAAGGCUAAUUUAUUUAAUGUGUUCCAAAAUUGUGUAGGGAAAUAUACUUUAUAUAAAUAUGUCCCACCAUUAAUCUUUAUAUGCCUCCCAUCGCUCUUUGUAUGUCAAAUUUGACACUGUAUAACAGGAGAUACGUGGUUAUGUACUUUAUCGUCAAUCGGCUGGCUGACUUGCCCAUCUGGACGUGACCUUCAACUCACGUCGCAUACCUUUUCAAACUAUCUUUUACUGACAGUGAAACGGAUACAGUAGAACCUCGCUACUAUGAGAGCUGACAAUGGCAGGAAAAAUCCUUGUAAAGAGUAAUCGAUUAUAAAAAUUAAUGUUAAGUUAGAUUCUGAACCAUCUAAACAGUCUUAAUUUCACACUGUAACUUGAAAAUGGUGUACUAAAGUGAAAAAACCCACUGAAUAAAAGUUGUAGCAAAUUAAAUUACGAAUAGAAAGUGUUUAUAUGAAAUUUUUUGUAUCUACAAUGGUUUUUUAUUUAAUUGCGAAUGAAAUGGCCUGAUAGAAAAACCGGUACUGUUCAAGAACGGAGUGGUGGUAUUUGAAGCGGUGGAGGGGGGGGGAUAAAAUGAAUGGAGGAAGAAAGGUCAUUGGCUGGUCUAUUUUUAGAUUUCCCCUUUGCCGACAUGGGAGGAGAAGCAACUGGCGCCGUCAAGAGAUAGAGAGAUAGUGCAUGUUGAUUGUCACCCACAUUCUUCCCCCCUCUUCCUUGCUUCUACCUGCUAAGGACCUAGUCCGUCGACGUAGCCAUGCAACAUAUACGCGCGGACGUAAAAACAUUUGGUCCUUUAAACUCCAUAGCCGCAACUUAACUUGCCAUAGCUGAUGUUUGUACAACAGCAGAUAGCAUAGUCAAUCUUGCGCACGCAUCUCCCCCCCCCCCCCCCAGUAUACCUAACUGCAUGCCACCACACAUCUAUUGUUUACAGAAGUUGAAACGGACACGGACAUUGUGGCGUCAUGCACGACUUUUUUCACCCCUUCCCUCCUCCACAUACCCAUUGCCCAUCUAGCCCUAGGUAUGGGUCCCAAAUUGCCACUGCAUGUUCAAGCAUUUGCCUCACCAACAUUGAAUACGCCUUCUUUUUCCUGUCCCCUUCAGUGUCUUAGCAAUCAGCCCCAGCCCUCUCCUCCCCUUCAUUACUACCUGCUGCACCUGCUUUCCCCAACCCAAGUCACUCUGUACUCCCAGGUACUUGUAUUCCCCUACCUCCUGAAUCUCUUGCCUUCUCAAAAUCAAUCAAGAUUGUGUCUACCUGUUCGCUCUCAUCCACUGCCUCUACCAAGUCCUUCAGCAGUCCCACCAUCUGCUUCUCACAGGAGAAACCCUUUCUAAAGACUUGUUGCUUCUCGUACAUCCAUUCCAGCUCUCCAAUUUUUCCUACCAUGUACCUCACUAUAAAUUUUUCCAUCACCUUCCCUGCACUUGAUGUUAGGCUGACACCUAUUAUUUUCUGCUUUUGCCUUAUCUCCACCUUCCAUGAAAAUAGGCACCACCACUGCCUUGGCAGUUGUCCCUCCUCCAGUGAUUGCAUACUUGCAAGUACAGUAGAAUCUCGUUAUAGCGAGCACGGUAAUAGCGAGAACACGGCUAUAACGAGGUAUUUUUGAGGAAUUUACGGCGUGAUCGCUUGAAGCGCGCUUUUGUUAUUUGUCUGCUUUAUCUCCACCCCUCUCGCUCGACACUAGACAUCUUGCAGUUGACGCCUGUCACAUUCUUCAGCCUUGCUGUCGCCACCUAAGUGCGUGGCUUUAAAAAUAGAAUCCCAUCCUUUCUUUCAUCAAACUUCCGUUAGUUAUCUGUGCAGUCUGCCGUGUGUAGGCAAAGUUUGAGAUUGGAACAGAAACAACGUAAGAAAGUAUUUUUUCAAAUUAGAAAUAUGUUUUUGUUUUUAUAAUCGCGUAUUUGCACGUUUUUUGGUUGUCAUCUUAAAAGAGAUAAUAUUAAAAAGCCGCUCUAAUGAGAUUUAAUUGUUUCUUGGUUAACAAAAACUAUUAAUUAUCAAAUAUUGUUAAUUGUUUAUAUUCUAUUUAUUAUUAUUUACGCGGCGGCAUACUGUACGCCUACGCAAUACGACUGGAUUCUUUGCUGCAACAUAACAUAGCAUGUUAUGCGGUAUCAGAAGUAACGAGUAACGUAACGAUAGUAACGAGUACUAAUUGUUAUAGUAACGAAUACAUACGGGUACACAUAUUUUCGUUACUUUUACACCUCUAGUAGGCACUACCGUAUUUAUUUCCGAAUCGCUAGGGCAGUUUUCUUGUAACUUUUGUUUCGGUCAGUUGUUGGGGUAUCUGUCCGGGAAAGGGGUGGUGAUGGUUUGAGUUUAAUCCCAAAUUUAUUUUCUAAAAGGUUUCUUUAAAUGAAAAAAGUAUAGUUUUCCAGCGACUAUUUCGUUUGAGGCGUAAGUGCGUUGCCGCAGCUGUACUCCUGCUUUUUUGUAAGGAAUUAAAUCGUCGCGCUACACAAGCACCACCUGUUAGCAAAAUCCCGAACCAACAUGGCCGCCAGCAGACUGCCCGCGUCGACAAUAGAUAGCAGGACAAUGCUGCGUCGGCCGCGGGCUGAGAUGCUAUACUUACGUGGUGUGGUAGGGUAUUCUGGUUAUUUUGACGCAAUCAGUGAUUGCAUCCGUACUUAUGGGGUAUCGUUUUAAAGAAAAUUCACACAUCUGCUCACAGAAAUUAAGAUUUCGUUAAUAUAACCUGUUAUUUUCCAAUUAUACAGGUUUAAACACAAUUUUAUGCUAUUUUCGGUUAAUUUUAAUUUUUGGGGGCCAAAAUUUGUCCAAUUCGGUUAUAGCGAGGACACGGUUAUAGCGAGGAUCAAACCCGGAACCGUGACACCUCGCUAUAACGGGACUCUAGUGUAUCUACAAACCUCCUUUCCCCCAAUUUGAGGUGACUGUUUCCUAUCCCAUUGGUACCAGCUGCAUUCCUCCCAUUUAGUCUACCCACCUCCCUCAUCACACCUCUAUCUUUAUUUCCAGGUCUCUCUCGCCCCUUGGCUUCUUGCCCUGAGCUCCAAACCAUAACUUCCCCUCCACAAAUCAGUAUUUUUGCCUUUUCCAGAUCCACACACUCUCCUGCCCAUCUCUCCCCCUCAUUACUGGUAGCUUCUCCUUCCCCUUUACUCUUCUGACAUUGCAAUACAAAUCCGCCCAAUUUCCCCUACCCCCUUCAUCAUUCAGCAUUUCCAUGUAGGCAUCACUUACCUCCUUUGCCUUUUUCCCCAUUUCCUGGUAUCACAAUUGUAGGUAUCAUCAAGGUCUACUUAUAAUCAGUAAAUUCUAUAGUCUAAAUAAACCAGUCAUUAACAUACCUAAGUCCAGUGGUUAAAUUAUUGAAAUUUGGGGUGCAUUUACAAUCCUACAAAUGAUUGUCGGUGCACAAUAUUCAAAUUUGUGAUAAAUAUGUAAUGAACUUUUAGUAGAAUAUCACAGAAAAAAAUGAAAACACACCUUAAGCUUAUUCAUUCUUAUGUUAGUGAGAAACAUGAGCCAGUAGUCAUUAAAAUAACACACAAUAAUGUGUUAAAAAGAGUAGUAUAUCUAUAUUGAAUUUUUAUAAUGGAGUAACAAUAUUUAUUAUAUCUGGAUGUAUAUUUCCAUGGAAUAUCACAGGGCGAACCUGUGCACCAUGACGCAUACCGUAUAAACCCACGUCUCCACCCGCACCUUUUUUAAAAAAAUCAGGUUCGGAAAAAGUAGGGUGCGUGUGUUACAUGGGUCUUGGGCCAUUUUUGCACAGUGACGAAAUAACACCAGCACAACUGGAGGUUGCUGCGAUAGCAAGAGGGGUAGGGGAAAAGGAUGGGAAGGAAGCGGCACAGUCAAGGUCACAUUCCUCACAGGGUGGUCACACUACAGCUUCGCUGGUUACAAACGCACGCUCCCACGCACUGUCCUACCCUCAUUUGCAAAGUACCCAGGUGUUACACGUGUGUUGGCUGCAAGUAUUGUAAUGAAUCGUAAAAAGUUGUUCUUUCACAGUUGUGGAAAAAUUAAAAAUAAUCAGUGAAGUGGAAGAAAUCGGUAGCCGUGCUGCUGGGCGAAAAUAUGAUGUCGACGAAUCAUGUGUGAGGGAUUGGAGGAUGCAUCUGAAGCGGCAAUACUCAGAGUGGAUGGCGAGCGAAAACCACAAAAUGACACAGACCAGGAGAAUAAGGCGACCUAUCUUGUUGUAUCAGUGGUCUGCGAUCCCAGAAACAUUAGUCGUAAAGAGUUUUAAAAAGUGCUGCAUUUCAAAUGCGCUCUACGGCACGGAAGACGAUUGCGUGAGCUCCGAUGAUGAGUGUUCCGACACUGACAGCAUUGUGGACAACAGCUGUGAGGAAGUUUAAGUCAGUUCUUGGCCGACGGCUGUGACAUGUUAUUCUUUUGUUGAUUUUAUUUCUGUGUGAUUUUGUACAUCACUUUUAUUUAAGCCUAAAUAAAUGCCAUAUUUGUGUUAACCUAAUUUAUAUUUUUAUGUAGAAUAUGCCACAUUUAGGCACAAGGUUUUUUACUAUGCAUGUAAUAAAAAUACAGUGAAACCCUGAUUAUCCGUUUUCCAAUGGACCAUGAAUAAAAAACGGAUAAUCCAGGAAAUCCUACAAUGUGGGAACACACUCUAAAGUUACCAAAUGCACAAUGUAUGUACUAUUGCAAAAACUUUCAGUGAAUCAGUUAGUUAUUUCCUUAAACUGACACCAGCAGCACACUGUAUAUACACUAUCAAUAUUGGAAAAUUAUACUUCCUUAAUUUUUUUAAAUGAACAAAACAAAAUAAACUUCAAAUUUGUAUGUUUUAAGCAAGUAAUUACGUAUGUAUUAUUCAAAAUUUAAAAGGUACAUACUCACCACAUGUUAUAAGAUGCACACUUCUUUCUUAUUUAUAAUGCAGAGAAAUUAUAAGAUGAGUUUUUAUGCAGCAAAAUAUUUUUGGUGUUGGUAAUCACAAGUUUGUUAUUAUUAAUACAAUGUACAAUAAGAAAUACACUUAUUUAAAUCAAAUAAAAGGGGGAAAUAAUGUACAAAUGAACUGUAUAUAACACAAGUCUCACAUCCUCCUUGACACUUAAUUUUUAUUGAAGAAGUCUUGUAUUUUUGUUUGCUUGGUAUCAGAACUUCUUUUAAGACUGAACAGCAAGGUUUGCAUCAUUGAAAUUCUGUCUUCUUCCAAAUCUCCGAGCUUCCGUGCAUAGCAAAAUGCCUUCACUUUGUUGAAAGCAGCUAGUGCUUCCGAGAAUGAGGGUACCUCUUCUCCAUCAUCUUCAUUUGCUGCUUCUUCACUUUCUUCCUUUUGUCCUUGAGCAUCGCUACACAACAUCUCAAUGCUCACCUCACCACACGUAGCAAGAUCAUCGUCCAGACUGCAGUAGGUUUCGAAGUCAACAUCUUCACCCAGCUUUCCCAAUCUUUUUCGAACUCCUUGUCACUCUCCGUCACAAUUUAAUCAACUGGUGAAAUUACCUUUCCAACGCCACAUUUCUGGAAGCAGUGGGAAAUUGUUGUCGCUGUUAUGUUUUUCCACGAAACUGACAAAUAGUGGAUGGCCUGGAACACACUGAUUUUCAAUGGUUUACCUGACUUCUCCUCUCUGGCAUCUAGCAGACCCACUGCCUUCCACACAAGCAUUUUUCUGUAUUGUUGCUUGAAGCACUUUAUUACUCCUGCAUCCAAUGGCUGCAACACACUAGUGCAGUUUGCAGGGUAGAAGACUACUCGCACAUUUCGUAAAAAAGACAUGUCCUUCGGGUGAGCUGUGCAGUUGUCCACAAACAGAAUGAUUUUGUGACAGUAAGUGCCCAUGCUGGAGUCUAGUUCACACAAAAAUGAUCUAAAAAUAUCAGCAGUUACCCAUGACUUUUUAUUGGCGUGGUAUGUAACUGGCAGUGUUUUAACAUUUUUAAAACACCUUGGCUUUGCUGAUUUUCCCACUACAAUGGGUUUCCUUUUGUCACUUCCAUCACUAUUUGCACAGGUAACAACACAGUUAUUCUAUCUUUCGAUUGCUUUCCUCCAUGGCAAGAUUCACCUUGAAAUGAAAGGGUUUUGUCGGGGAGACAGUUGAAGAACAGCCCUGUCUCAUCAGCAUUGUAGAUGUCCCUUGGAGAAUAUCCAUCUAAUAACUGUGGAAGUUGUUCCAGCCACUGCUCAGUAGUAUCUUUAUUUACUACAGCACUUUCUCCAGACAAUUGUUUGUAGGCAAGCCCAUGUCGUUCCUUGAAUCUACAAAUCCACCCAUUGGAAGCUGUGAAGUUUUCAACUCCAAGUCGUAAAGCUAUUUGAAGAGCUUUUUCUUUGAUCAGUGUGCCAUCCACUGGGAUGUUUGAUGCCUGAACUUGCUGGAACCAAGAAAACAAAACUUUUUCAAGCUCACUGUAUUUCGACUGUCUUGCCAUUUUCCGUUUUUUUGAAGACUGGCCGAACUGACUUGCUUGUUUCCGAAUCUCAUUUCUUCUAGCGAAGAUAGAAUUAAGAGUCGAUGGAGGAAUACCAUAGCGCUUUGCCAAAUCAACCCGUUUUUCGCCUGGAUUUUUUUCAACAGCAUUUAUAAUUUCUAAACGCUCUUUAAUGGUUUUAACCUCUUUUGUAGGCCGAUACAUAGUGAUGGGUCGAGACUCGAAAAAUCAAGCGAGUCGAGUCGAGCCGGCGAAACUAAACUCGACUCGAAAACCGAGUUGAUUAGGAUUGUGUCCUCGAGUCUCGUCAAAGUUUAGUUUUCGGCUCGACCAUAAUGUUGCACAAUUUCCAAUCGUGAAGGUACUUAUCCGAAUUCAUGCACUUUAAAAUGAAAUAAAACGUAUUAUUUAGGCCUACCUAGUGUAAAACCUCUGAUCCAACACUGAAAACCUUGAAAACAAAGUCGGAAGAUUAUUUAUUUUCGAUCGUGUAUAACCGCAAACAGUGCAUCCCAUCCUUCAAUAUGCACUUAAUAUUUCUAAUUGCAACAAAAUACCUUUAUUUAACUAUAAUGGAAUUAAAAAAUGUUCCCUAGAUUCAAUCAUGAACGAGAUCACGUCAGUAUUUGGGCAGCUUUGUAAGUAAAUAAUAUUUACUACUAAAAACUAGUUAGCCGCCAUUUUAACUCCGGGCCAAUGGCCUACGUAAGUGAUAAUACAGCCAGGGAAUGUUGCCACUUUGACAAAUCGAUAUAGACAAUAAUUGAUAUCUCCAACCAGUUAUCCAUGGCCGAACGGAAAAUUGAGGCUGUUGAAGUUUAUGUUUACACUUCAAUGUAAUGUUUACGUCGCCGGCGUCGUAUUAAUCAUAAACGGUUUAUAAUUAGUGGAAUGGAUGUGUUUGUACGGCCUGGGACGUCACAAAGUGACGAACAUAAAUCAAGAGCAGAUAUUUGGGAAUUCUUUGAAAAAAUUGAUCAUCAGACAGCUAGAUGCAAGUGCUGCAAAAAAAUUUACAAGACUCCGUCAUCAUCAACUUCAAGUCUGAUUCGUCACUUGGAUGUGCAUUUUCACUUAAAGCGUCAGUAUGAAGACAAAAAAAAAGACAAAAAAUCAAAAUGUGUAGGGCAACCUUCAAUAAUUCAAAGUUUUGAGGCGAAAACAAUGUUGUUGCACGACAGUUCACGCUCAAAAACAAUUACAUCAAAAAUCGCACACAUGCUUGCCUUGGACUAUCAGCCCUUUUCAAUUGUGAAUGACCGUGGGUUUAGGGAAUUAAUAAAUUUUCUUGAGCCUCGAUACAGUAUUCCAAGCAGGAAGCAUUUCUCAAAGACGGUUGUGCCCAAACUCUACGCAGAUACUCGGGGCAAAGUUGCAGAAUCGUUGCAGUGUGAGCUACAAACUGCUCAGUCUUUCUCAUGGACAUUGGACAUAUGGACUUCUAGAGCACAAGUACCUUUCAUUUCACUGACAGCUCACUACCUCAAUGCAGAAUUCUGUCUCCAAAACAGGACAUUAGAUUGUUCACACUUCCCAGGAGAGCACACUGGUGCUGCAAUCUAUGAGAAGAUCUGCCAUUUAACAGCUGACUGGAAAAUUAGUGCUCUUCUCAUAUCCGUACCCGUUUAUGUUGUUAGUGACAAUGCCAGAAACAUUAAAGCUGCUCUUACUGGCAAACCUGUUGAGCAUUUAUUCUGUGUUGCUCAUACCUUGCAGCUUGCAAUUGAUAAUGCUGUUACACAAGUUGGCAUGGGCAAGAUUUUGAAGAAAUGUCGCUCCAUCGUUGGGCAUUACAAGCAAAGUAGCAAGGCAAGUGAAAGACUCCAUUCACUGCAAUCUAAGUUGGGCUUACCUGAACACUCCCUCUGCCAAAUGGUGGAGACGCGCUGGGACAGUGUUUACAUAAUGUUGGAGCGACUUCAGGAGCAGAAGGAGUCAAUAUCUGCAGAUUUGCCAAACACUGUCAAAGAUAGUCUUACAACACAGGAAUGGCGACUAAUUGAAGGCUACGUUACCAUCUUGAAACCUCUUUUUCUGGCAACGAAAGAGCUCUGCCGAGAAGAUUCCCCCACUAUUUCCAUUGUCCGACCUCUUCUGUUUAGUAUAGAAGGAUAUUUAAAAAAACUAUUUGAGUUUACAUUCUGGAGAAUAUGGAAGUGGAAUUACACUGGCAAGAGAACUCUCCAAGUCACUGGCCACUCGUUUUCAGUGUAUCAAAGAAGUACAAACCUAUUUGCUAGCCUCUGUGCUUGACCCACGGUUCAAAUGUGUUGUGUUUGAAAGUCAUGAACAGCUGCUAGCAAAGAAACUGAUAGUUGUGGAGGCCAAAAAAAAGGCAAAGCUGAUGGACCCUCAAGGAAACUACAGAGUUCACAAACCAUCAGCAAACAUUUCUCCACAAGCAUCUACAUCUGCACAUGACCUGUGGGGGUGUUUUGAAAUAAAGUCAGUGGAAACAAAGCCUCGAAUUGAUCAGGUGGAUGUGGUAGAAAAUGAGGUUGAGACAUUCCUACAAGAGUCCGUAAUAAAUAGGACAGACGAUGCCCUGGCAUGGUGGAAAAACAAUAAGACAAGGUUUCCACAUGUAGCCCCUGUAGCCCAACAUUAUUUGGGAAUACCUGCUACAUCAGUAGCCAGCGAGCGGCUAUUCUCAAAAGCAGGUCAAGUGGUGACCGUGAAGAGGCAAAACCUGUCUCCUAAGACAAUUGAGAAAUUGGUCUUCCUCCAUGAUAAUUUGUAAAAACUUGUAGAUAGCAUGAACUAAUGUGAUUUUUGUACAUUCAUCUUGAACAUUUUACUUUUAUAUUUGUAAUGUUAAAUUCAUGUAUCUUAAAUUUAGUGGUCUUUUGAGAAAUUAGAACAAAUUCAAAGAAACUUUAAUUU